Saccostrea echinata is the source of this 1047-nucleotide messenger RNA. Its product is annotated as thrombospondin-2-like. Bases 1 to 1047 code for a protein of 348 amino acids. NCBI's taxonomy places the organism in Eukaryota, Metazoa, Mollusca, Bivalvia, Ostreida, Ostreidae. The record is from RefSeq and is a predicted model, not a curated record. The transcript is spliced from 7 exons.
AUGACACUAUUAAGAAAUAUGAAGAUAACGAACAGUUAUCAAGCUCAAAAGACCUUGGUACAAUACAAAUCGGGAGCAGAGCAAACACAGUCCUCUCGUAAAACAUCAGAGUCCGAUGGAAGAGAGAAAAUAUGCGGCGAGGUUUCAUGCAACAACUACUCAACUUGUAAACUUACAACUUUUAAUAAAAGAGUAUGUAUUGAAACAGAUUGCGCAGAACCUCUUCCAAAUUUGGUAAACGGAGAGGUAAUAACGCAGACGAAUAAUCCGAUAUCGGCUACAUUUGGCUGCAACACUGGAUUCACCGGUGUUGGUUCUAAAAAUACCAUUCACUGCUCACCAGGAGGAAGAUGGACAUUGUUAUCUUACAGAUGUGAGCCGCCAGUUCAAGGGGGAUGGAGCAGUUGGGGUGAAUGGGGUACGUGCUCUAGGACCUGUGGAAGUGGAACAAAAGACCGAUCACGUAGCUGUAAUAAUCCAAGUCCUAUGUACGGCGGAAACUACUGUAUUGGAAAUUCAAUAAACACAAUAUUGUGCAACACCAACAACUGUCCAAUUCACGGGGGAUGGAGCAGUUGGAAUGAAUGGGGUACGUGCUCUAAGACCUGUGAAAGUGGAAUGAAAGACAGAUCACGUGACUGUAAUAAUCCAAGUCCUAUGUAUGGUGGGGACUACUGUAAUGGAAGUUCAAUAGACAUAACAUUGUGCAACACCAAUGACUGUCCAAGUAUGUCAAUCUCGAUGGAGGCUGGGGUUCUUGGAGAAGCUGGACAUUAUGCACCAAAACCUGUGAUACUGGGAGCAAGUCCAGAAGCAGAGGCUGUAACAACCCUUACCCUCGAAAUGGAGGAGCAGGCUGCAGCGGUGUGUCAAAGCAGUUUACAGUCUGUAACACAGAUGAAUGCCCAGGAUGGUGGCGUGGAAGGAGAAAAUGAAAUGCUUUCGAUGACCUCGUGUAAUCUCUCUCUGAUUAGGAGCUUCUCAUUUUACAACAGAAUCUACAGAACUUGUUCUUCUAACGUGGCCAAACUAAAAAAAGAUCAAUAG